Passer domesticus (house sparrow) is the source of this 1574-nucleotide messenger RNA. It is a transcript of the gene CMC4, whose product is annotated as C-X9-C motif containing 4. Lineage: Eukaryota; Metazoa; Chordata; Aves; Passeriformes; Passeridae. Gene Ontology annotation, cellular component: mitochondrial intermembrane space. Bases 84 to 311 code for a protein of 75 amino acids. The transcript is spliced from 3 exons. The record is from RefSeq and is a predicted model, not a curated record.
GCAUCACACAAGAGUUUAGGACAGGCAGUGAAGAGGAGUAUUGUGACCAAGUGAAACAUCAGGGGGAGUUCUAGCUCCUGAACAUGUCCCGGAAGGAUCCCUGCCAGAAACAAGCCUGUGAAAUACAGAAAUGCUUGCAAGCAAACAACUACGUGGAGUCCAAGUGUGAAGCUGCGCUGCAGGAGAUGCGGAAAUGCUGCGCUCGCUACCCCAAGGGCAGGUCCAUCUGCUGCUCAGGGUUUGAGAGAGAAGAAAGGGAGAGAGAAAAGGCCAAGGUGACUUCAGAAGGAAUUUCCCCACCACCUCAGUAACACAAUGCAGCUCCAGCAGGCGCUGGAGCAUGGACUCACUUGAAGAGCUCGUGUGUGUUUUUUCAAGCCUUCUUUAGACUUUGAGAAAAGCCAGAUUGCUCCUGGAACACACCGUUCAGCACACCAAAAAGCAUUACACAGUACCAACAUAUGGCCUGGUCAACAGACUUUAUUUUCUGUACGAAAACAUAAUCUAUGUUGCCUCUGCAUCACACCUGUGAAAUGUCAACUUGAUGUUUUUAGGAUGCUUACCUUACUCUAAUCCAUCCUUGCUCUAAAAAUGGAGAAUUGGAACCGAGUUAUUCUGGCUUCUGGAGUGAGAGGUACAGGAAAUGAGCUCAGAAGAGUGAGUUUAAACGUGAAACAAACCCAUCUUGAUACAACAAAGGUAUUGAUUGCUGCCACCAUGCAGUAGUUCCAGACAUUUGCCUGUCCAGUGGUUCAAGCUCAAGAAUGGGCAUCAGGUCUGAUGAUUGUUCCUAAGUCUUGUAUAGAUCAUGAGUGACUACAAGUCACUUUGCCUAAGUGCCUCACUUUUCCACUGGACAGAGUUGUUUAUUUUAUAUUUGAAUUGCCUACACGCUGCUAUUUGCAUGAUAAAGAUGUUACAGGAAUAUAAUUUCAGGGAUUGCUACAGGGAUAGGAUAUUUUUUUAAAAAAGCAAUAUUCAUUUGAAAGAUUUGACUGUUGAUACAAAAUUUAUAAAUUUAUGUCUAAUUGAACACCUUUAAGCAAUAUGCUUUGAAUCCAAGUCUAGUUAAAACUGCUGAUACCCAAAGGCCUGUCACAGAGCCCUGGGCUAGAUCCAAGAACUGACUUAGGUGCUGCUUACUGAACAAGCAGUUGCAGGCAGUUAUUUUCCACACAACAUUCCAGACUCACUCCCAAGCCGGCUGUGUCUGGACCCCAGGAGAGAUGGCUUUCCAGAAGCUCUUGGCCACGCAGCAGAAUUUCCUGUGACCUGUAGGAAGAGCUCAUAGACAGGUUCCUGCACCACCCCUCAGAGCUGCCUGUCUCGCUGUCCCCUCUAGCAGGAGUCCAGGCACCCAAAGAUCAGGCUCCCAGCCCACUGGCCCUAACUCUGUAUUAGAUCUAGCCGUAAAGGACUUUUGUGCUGUGAUCAAGUACAACUUAUGAAAUAGAGCUUCUAUAAACCACUGAGGUCUAGGCACAAUAGUUGUGUGUACUGAAGCCUAGAAGAGCAAACCAUCUGUAUUCACUGCUCUGAAAUACCAUGGUACAAAAUAAACGACUGGAACAACU